CCGGGCCCCUACGCUGCGCGCUCGCUGGCUCGUUGGGGACAGAGGCAGGAAUCGGAGCAGCACUGCCGCCUCUGGCGCGAAGGCUCAGGCGCCUCCUCCCGCCCCAGUCACUGUGGCUCGGCGCACGCUGCCGGCGGCUGCCCUUUCCGCCUCUGGGGAAGAAAACCCGCGGGCCGCUGCGGCGCUUCAACCAUGGCUUCGGGCCGAAGGGGCUGGGACAGCUCCCAUGAAGACGACCUGCCCGUGUACCUGGCCAGGCCGGGCACCACGGACCAGAUCCCGCGGCAGAAGUACGGCGGCAUGUUCUGCAACGUGGAGGGCGCCUUCGAGAGUAAGACGCUGGAUUUCGAUGCCCUGAGCGUGGGGCAGCGGGGCGCGAAGACUCCCCGGAGCAGCCAGGGCAGCGUCCGCAGCACCGGGGCCCAAGCCGGAGCCGAAGUGGACACGCCGCGCAGGGGCCAAGGCCGGGAGGAGAGCAGGGAUCCAGCAUCCGUGUCGCCUGCGCCCGCUGGGGUGGAGAUACGGAGUGCCACAGGCAAGGAGGUGUUGCAGAACCUCGGCCCAAAGGACAAGAGUGACCGUCUUCUUAUCAAGGGAGGCAGAAUCGUCAAUGAUGAUCAAUCCUUUUAUGCUGAUAUUUACAUGGAAGAUGGCUUAAUAAAGCAAAUUGGAGACAAUCUGAUCGUCCCUGGAGGAGUGAAGACCAUUGAAGCCAAUGGGAAGAUGGUGAUCCCAGGAGGCAUUGAUGUCCACACUCACUUCCAGAUGCCAUAUAAGGGGAUGACCACAGUAGAUGACUUCUUCCAAGGGACAAAGGCUGCCUUAGCAGGUGGCACCACCAUGAUCAUUGACCAUGUAGUGCCGGAACCUGAGUCCAGCCUGACGGAGGCCUAUGAGAAGUGGCGAGAGUGGGCCGAUGGGAAGAGCUGCUGUGACUACGCCCUGCAUGUGGACAUCACCCACUGGAACGACAGUGUCAAGCAGGAAGUGCAGAGUCUCAUCAAGGACAAAGGGGUUAACUCCUUCAUGGUUUACAUGGCCUAUAAGGAUUUGUAUCAAGUGUCCAACACAGAGCUGUAUGAGAUCUUCAGCUGCCUGGGAGAGCUGGGGGCCAUUGCCCAAGUUCACGCUGAAAAUGGGGAUAUCAUUGCCCAGGAACAAACCCGCAUGUUGGAAAUGGGGAUAACUGGCCCAGAAGGCCAUGUUCUGAGCAGACCAGAGGAGCUGGAAGCCGAGGCUGUGUUUCGUGCCAUCACCAUUGCCAGCCAAACCAACUGCCCUCUCUACAUCACGAAGGUCAUGAGCAAGAGUGCAGCUGACCUCAUCUCACAAGCUCGGAAGAAAGGAAAUGUGGUCUUUGGGGAGCCCAUCACUGCCAGCCUUGGUACAGAUGGAACCCACUACUGGAGCAAGAACUGGGCCAAGGCGGCGGCCUUUGUGACAUCCCCUCCUCUGAGCCCUGACCCGACCACUCCUGACUACAUCAACUCCUUGCUGGCCAGUGGGGACCUGCAACUCUCUGGGAGUGCCCACUGCACUUUCAGCACUGCCCAGAAAGCGAUCGGGAAGGACAACUUCACAGCCAUUCCCGAGGGCACCAAUGGUGUGGAGGAGCGGAUGUCUGUCAUCUGGGACAAGGCCGUGGCCACAGGGAAAAUGGAUGAAAACCAGUUUGUGGCUGUGACAAGCACAAAUGCUGCCAAGAUCUUCAACCUGUAUCCCCGCAAGGGAAGAAUAUCUGUGGGUUCUGACAGCGACCUGGUCAUCUGGGAUCCAGACGCCGUGAAGAUUGUCUCUGCCAAGAACCACCAGUCGGCGGCAGAGUAUAACAUCUUUGAAGGGAUGGAGCUGCGCGGGGCUUCUCUGGUGGUAAUCUGCCAGGGCAAGAUCAUGCUGGAGGAUGGCAACCUGCAUGUGACUCAGGGUGCCGGCCGCUUUAUCCCCUGCAGCUCGUUCUCCGACUAUGUCUACAAGCGCAUUAAAGCCAGGAGGAAGAUGGCAGACCUGCAUGCGGUUCCGAGGGGCAUGUAUGAUGGACCAGUGUUUGACCUGACCACCACCCCCAAAGGGGGCACACCUGCGGGCUCCACCCGGGGCUCUCCCACUCGGCCCAACCCACCUGUGAGGAAUCUCCAUCAGUCGGGAUUCAGCCUGUCAGGCACCCAAGUGGAUGAGGGGGUCCGCUCAGCCAGCAAGCGCAUCGUGGCGCCUCCCGGAGGCCGUUCUAACAUCACAUCCCUGAGUUAAGCAACUCCUCCCCAAAGAGAGGGGCAGAAGAAAGAAGACAUUUUUCUGAAGCCAAAAUGGUACAUCGAUAUUUAAGAAGGAAAGCGAAUCCAAACCAUUGCGAUCUAAAGAAUCAAUAAGCCUCAAGCCUUAUGUUUCUCCAAUGUUACGCUCGCUUGCCUAGCUUUACAAAUAUUGCUUUGUUUUCAGUUGAUGCAUAGCCUUGAUUUGUUUGACGCCCUUCCCCCAUUUACAUGCAUGCUAUCAGACAGGCCACUAAGGUACAAGAGUCUGCUAUAUAGUGUCGAGAGCGUGUGUAGUGCUGCAUCUUAAGACAAGGGGACAGACAAAGCUGGGAGAUGUCAGGAAAAUGAACAAAAGGGACUCAAGUUAUUUGGGGUGUGUGGGUGGUGGGGGCCCAAAACAAGAUGAAGAACACAGAGGGGCUGGGGGUAGGGCAUAGAUGAGGGAGGCGGGUGGGCCGGGUGAGCAGAAGAGGGUGUUGUGUAUUGUGUUGACGACAUACUUUCAUUUCCAUGGGAGAUGGUCACUUAUGGCAGCCGUCACUUCAUCAGGGUCCCCGGUCCCUGCAGAGAAGCCAGGCAAUCUUUGGGUUCAGGCUUUGUCACGUCACCUCCUAGUAGAUUUUAUUAGUUUGAACAUUUUAUUAAAACGUCAAAACCCAACUAUUUCCUCCACCUGCUUGAUCGUGCCAGUGUUUGCUCGGGGCUCUUUCUCAGUGUUGCUUUCCAGUUCUUCUCUUUCCUGGUGGGAAGGACAGUGAGGAGAGAUGCAAUGGCACUCUCUUCCUUUUGCCCUGCCUGCCCCUUUGGUGCUCUUAAAAUGAAACAGCUGGGAGGAACAGUACAUUGCCUCCCUCCAAACACAUGGAGAUAGCCUCUCACUCUACUGUCUCUGCAAACCGAGGUGCAUAGCACACUUCUGGCAUCAACGAAUUAGGAUUUUAGCUCAGAUGGGGCUGCAUGAGGGUUCUCUUUUACCAGCCUUGAGUGUUGGAUUCUCUUGGUCCCCUGAGACCUAGGGCAUAUCCCCCACUGAAUAGGAUCUUUUUAUGAAAAGUUGUUUGUGUUAGGAGUCCCUUAAGUUUUACUAUCAAUGUGUGAUUUCAGCUUAUAUGGGAGUCAAGCAGGGAUUCGGGAAAGUCGAUCUUGAGCAGAGGGAGCUCAUUUUGUGGCUGUGGUUCCAUUUUUCUAUUCUCAGCCACCUGUAUCCCCUUCCAUUAUCAGAUCCUUUGGGGGACUUUUUGUAUUGAUCCUGAAAUCUUCUCCAGUGAGUGGCAGUGUAUGCAUCCCUCCUGAUGAGCCACAUAGAGGACUUAGCAUGUAGUGUUGACAUUAGCCUUGUCUGUUAGAGUUAAAUAUCCGCUUCCCCAUCAUGCCACUUCCUGAAAGUUCAGUUUUGGAAGAAGUUCUGUGAGCAAGAUGAGGAUCUGAAGAACCAAGAGAUGUAUAUACAGAAGAAAGGAAAAAAAAAAUUCAACCUGGGCUCACACUUCCCAAGCUCUUGGGGGAACCAGCUGGUAGAACUCGUAACCCUGUGUACUAAGUACUUUGAAGAGAAGAGCAGGCCUCGAACACCUUUUAAGUGCUUAGGAGGAACCAUGAUCUCUGAGUGAAAAUUCUAAUAGGUUUAAAACUAGAAAAAAGGGAACAAAUGACUCCAGAGGAGUUUGGAAAUAGCCAGGGAAGAGAAUUUCCCCCAGCAAGUGAAUUUCUGUUCUAAUCAUGAAAAGGAUUGCUCACUCUCAUAAUGGGGAAUCUUGAUAUAUUCAGGCUUUCAUGGUACCUUUCUUUGAAGGGAAACUUAAGUGAAGGAAAGGAUGUAGCCCUUAAUUUAUAAUUUAAAGAGUCGGGGGGCCUAUCAUAGAACUCAGAAGACAGUGUUGCAUGCAGAAGGUGUCGGUCAUCUGAAGCAUAUAUAUACCUCAUUGGCCGCUCUGUGCUUUACGAUAUGUAGCAGUACCAUCCACAACCACCAGAUGGCAGAAAAGACACAUAAAUUAACACUUCUGGACCACUGGUAGUGUUCCUCAGCGCCUGAGUCUAGCUCAUCCCUCCAUGACCUCUCUGUGCCAUGAAAAUACAUCUUCCAUGGCCAAACAGGCAUCUUCACUACACUUGGGACUUCUGAAGUGAAGCAUCCAACCAGAAUGUUAUAUUCUUCAUGCCGUAGGAACAAGCCCGCCAUGCCUUCAGGAUGGCAACAUUGUCUAAGGAAGCCCCUUCCUCUCCCCUUUCUUCACGUACCACUAUAACUUUCCAAGCAGAGAAAUGCCUGAGAAUUGAAAAAAAAAAAAAAACAAAAAACUCCCACUAUUUUAUAGACUUUGAUUUCUGGGUAACUUGUCAUGUAAGUGAAAAUUUAGAUCCAAAUGUGUUAUGUGAGGCACAUGAAACAGCCUUAUACAAAAGGUUUAGAAGAAAAAAAUGACAAUGAGUAGUAGCCCUUCUGGAAUUCACUGGCAGCUCAUCCAAGUGUCGGAGGGCUUGGUGAAUCGUCUCCCUCCCAACCUGUGUUCCCCCAUCUCAUCUCUUGGCCUGGCCCCUCUCUAAGGAUGCCCCUGCCAUCUCUCCAACCUUCCCACACUGUUUCUAAACCACGAUGGUCUGAGAGGACCACAGAUCAGGGUGGUUGAGAAGGUAUUUGCAAACUCUUAAACCAGCCACCCUAGUAGAAGAAUUUCUUUUACUUCUAAGCUUCCUAAAAAAUGGUAGGGUUGUAGUAAUCCCCCAAAUGGCUUUUCUUCAAAGUCCCGUCAUCUUUAGGCCAUUUUUCUUCAUGACUAUACCCAGAGGGCCAUGCUUUGCUCCAAAAGCCUGAAUCCUUUUUAUCACCCUGAGAAGCCCUCCCCAGCAGUGUGCACAUUUCCCAGCUUUGGUUCUUGCUACAAGGUUCCCAGGCGUUCUCCCCUAGAAAACUCCAGCUUUGAGUCCCAGAUAUACCCAUGGGCUGCCCUAGGCAGCUAGCUUUCAUUGUAAUUUCCCUCUUUGGAAAAUGGUGUGUGGGUGUUGAGUUCUGUGUCUGGUGCAUAUGGACAGACAGUGAAUCUCCUGUGAUCUGUGGUAGCUGUGAGGCAGCUCUGUCUGCAAUGUCAAGAGCUGUUUCAUUUGAACCGUGAAGAAAACCGUGUUUUGAGUUUAGCUGAGAUUAAAAAACAAAACAAAGUUCAUCAAGUGACUGUUAAUGUAAACCUGGUUAUUAAAAUAACUCUAAAAUUA
This is a messenger RNA of Loxodonta africana (African savanna elephant), 5465 nucleotides long. RefSeq names its product dihydropyrimidinase like 3 (gene DPYSL3). The record is from RefSeq and is a predicted model, not a curated record. Gene Ontology annotation, molecular function: hydrolase activity, acting on carbon-nitrogen (but not peptide) bonds. The transcript is spliced from 14 exons. Gene Ontology annotation, biological process: actin crosslink formation. Gene Ontology annotation, cellular component: cytoplasm. The coding region runs from base 193 to 2247 and encodes 684 amino acids. NCBI's taxonomy places the organism in Eukaryota, Metazoa, Chordata, Mammalia, Proboscidea, Elephantidae.